Chanos chanos (milkfish) is the source of this 2150-nucleotide messenger RNA. RefSeq names its product CPD photolyase (gene cpdp). Lineage: Eukaryota; Metazoa; Chordata; Actinopteri; Gonorynchiformes; Chanidae. The record is from RefSeq and is a predicted model, not a curated record. Gene Ontology annotation, biological process: photoreactive repair. The coding region runs from base 178 to 1713 and encodes 511 amino acids. Gene Ontology annotation, molecular function: deoxyribodipyrimidine photo-lyase activity. The transcript is spliced from 10 exons.
CGUAGUUUACCGGGAGCAAUUGCUGCUUUUGCUCAGUACACAAUUUUGCGUAGCAGAUUUUGGAGCUUUUCCACGAAUCUCUAUGUCUUUUUGACGUCCGUCGCUUCAAGAAGUAGAGCCUCUAGGACUUUUUUCACAGUUGCACAGCUACAGUCAAGGUACCAAACAUCAAGAGGGAUGGCUGCGGAAAAAGUGGAUCGCAAGCGCAAAAGAGAGACCACGGAGAUGACUGGUGGAAAGAAACAGAAGCUUGUUUCGAUACAUGAGGGAAAGCGGGAGAGGGAGGCAGGCUGGCUUGAAGGUGAAGUAGCCGCACUACGGAGAGAAGCGCAGGGUUGCAGGUUCGACAAGAAGCGGCUUCGUUUCUUGUCUGAAGCACAAAAAAUAAAACAGGGAUCAGAUGGAGUGCUCUACUGGAUGGCACGGGAUCAGCGAGUGCAAGAUAAUUGGGCUCUCAUACAUGCCCAGCAGCUUGCCAUGGCAGAAAACCUGCCCCUGCACAUAUGCUUCUGUCUGGUGCCACGGUAUCUGGACUCCACCUUCCGACAGUAUGCCUUCAUGCUGAAAGGGCUGCAAGAAGUGGCUAAGGAAUGCAGUGUAUUGGAUAUACAGUUCCACCUUCUCAGGGGUGAACCUGGGGACAUCCUGCCAGGUUUUGUUAAGGACCAGAACUUUGGGGCAGUCGUGACAGACUUCAAUCCCCUCAGGGUUCCCCUUCAGUGGGUGGAGAAUGUCAAGAAGGGGCUUCAACCUGACAUCCCAUUCAUGCAGGUUGAUGCCCAUAAUGUUGUACCAUGUUGGGAAGCGUCAGGAAAGCUGGAAUAUGGGGCCAGAACAAUUCGAGGAAAAAUCACCAAACUACUGCCAAAGUUCCUUACUGAGAUUCCACUGGUGGACAAACAUCCUCACACUUCGAAAAAAACAGCUGAGCCAGUGAACUGGGAUGAGAUCUUUUCCUCACUGGAAGUGGACAGAAGUGUAGGUGAGGUGGAGUGGGCAAAGCCGGGUACAGCAGGAGGCAUGGCCACGCUGGAGUCCUUCAUUGACGUGCGUUUGCGUCACUUCGCCACACAGCGCAACAACCCAAACUCUGCAGCCCUCAGCCAACUCUCCCCCUGGGUCCACUUUGGUCAGAUAUCCGCUCAGCGAGUGGUAAAGGAGGUGCAGAGGAGUGGUAAGAAUGCCAGUCAGUCUGUGGCCUCCUUCACCGAGGAGCUUGUGGUUCGCAGGGAGCUAGCAGACAACUUCUGUUUCUACAACGCCAACUACGACAAUGUCAAAGGAGCCUAUGAAUGGGCACAGAAGACCUUAAAAGAUCAUGCCAAAGAUCACAGGCCAUACCUAUAUACACGAGAACAACUGGAAAAUGCAAAGACUCACGACCAACUCUGGAAUGCAGCACAGCGGCAGAUGGUUUUGGAGGGGAAGAUGCAUGGCUUCCUUCGUAUGUACUGGGCAAAGAAGAUUCUGGAAUGGACAUCAUCUCCAGAGGAGGGUCUUUCAAUUGCCAUAUACCUCAAUGACCGCUACUCCCUGGAUGGUUGUGACCCAAAUGGAUAUGUUGGUUGCAUGUGGUCAAUCUGUGGUAUCCACGACCAGGGCUGGAAAGAGAGGUCCAUCUUUGGGAAGGUACGCUACAUGAACUAUGCAGGCUGCACACGGAAGUUUGAUGUGGCACAAUUUGAGAGGAGAUACGCUACUAAAAAGGCCUGAGAAGGUCACAAGGACUGAGGCACCAUUAACCAUCACCCUACAAUGUAUAGGACCAGUGCAUAGAAAUAUGGAGGGGCUGUGAUCCAGUUAAUGGUUGAAUGGCCUCCAGGGGAAAACGGUUUCCAAGGACUAGUUUGCUGUCUUAUCUUAUCUGAAUCAAGUAGCAGUGCAUCCUUAUGCUACACACAUUUUACUAUGUUCAUUGUGUUAGCCUACAAGAUGAGAGUGUUGUGUAUUUCUGUAAUUGCAUACUCAUUUUUCUUUGCUCCAGAGUCAGAUGUCUGCCAAGCUUGGUUUUCAAACAUAGUUUCUGUGUCUUAGAACAUUGUCAAGUGUUUACUUUCUUACUUUCUAUCUCAUUACCAACAUUGAAAUUUAAUAUGUGGUUUUUGUUAAUCCUUGUUUUUAUCUUAUCUUUUUUAAGGGUAAAGCGGUUA